AUGGGGUUACAAAAACACUACCUCAGAUACGGACGCAGUGCGCGGGAUCACAUAUUGGGUUUGGCGGGCGGAGGGCGACGCAACACCAUUGUGAAAACCACCGGCGAUAAUGGACACAACGGCCACAAUAGCGGCCAUGGUACACAUCAUCGAUCUGAUGGUGGGGGUGGUGGCGGCGGGGAACACGGUGGUAUGCCAAAUUUAACCAGCCGCCCCACCCCGCUGUCCAUGCUAAUAUCACAAGGAGCUAAAAUCAAUAACCAUAGGCUAGCUGUGAUAAUUAUUGGAAUAGUUACAUUAAUUUUAGGUAUAUUGCUAUCAACAAUACCAUGGUUGGAUUAUUUUAUAUUAAAGAAUUUAAGGCUAUGGAAUGAUACGUUAAGUUUUCAUUACUGGCAACGACCAGGUGUCGUACGCUUAACUAAAGUUUAUAUAUAUAAUGUCACAAAUCCCGAUGGUUUCCUGCAAGGAGAGAAGCCAAGAUUGACGGAAGUGGGACCAUUUGUAUAUAGAGAAGACAUGCAGAAAGUGAAUAUCAAUUUUUACGACAAUCAAACAGUGUCAUAUCAGCACAAGAAAAUUCUGCAAUUCGUGCCCGAAUUGAGUAUAGACAAGAAUACACCGAUAGUCACACCCAAUAUUCCUCUAUUGACGCUUACUAGUCUCAGUCCAAAAUUAGGUUAUCUGCUGUCAAAGACGAUUUCCGUAGUUUUGACCGCAGCCAAGUUCAAACCUUUCAUCAACGUGACUGCCGAUCAGUUGGUGUUCGGCUACGAUGAUGCGCUCGUCAGCUUGGCACAUCGAUUUUAUCCAAAACAUAUGCGCCCAAUGGAGCGAAUGGGACUGCUUCUUGGGCGCAAUGGUACACUAACCGAAGUCUCAACAAUUAAAACUGGUCUUCAAGGAAUGGAAGAAUUUGGCUACAUAGACCGCCUGAAUGGACUCGAUCACCUGCCGCAUUGGCAUAACCCACCCUGUAAUCGUAUCACCGCCUCCGAGGGCUCAUUCUUUCCACCACGUGAUAUAACAAAAGCGGAUACAGUUUAUGUUUAUGACAAGGAUUUGUGUCGCGUCAUACCUCUACAGUACCAAAGAGGUGUGAAAAAAGAUGGUAUUGGCGCUGAUCUGUAUAUCUUACCCGAGAACAGUUAUGGCGAUUCUUCGAAUAAUCCGGAAAAUGAAUGCUUUGAUUCAAAUGAUUAUGAACCGAUAAAAGGCCUACAGAAUAUAAGCCCGUGUCAGUAUGGCGCCCCUGUCUACAUAUCAAAUCCACAUUUUUAUCAAGCCAAUGAGUCGUUGUUACAUUCGGUUGAAGGUCUCAAGCCGAAUAAAGACGAGCAUGAAACAUACUUCAAAAUACAAUCGAAAUUGGGUGUACCACUGGAAGGCAAGGUACGCAUCCAACUCAAUCUCAAAGUGACGCGAGCGAAAGACGUGUAUCCAGUUAAGGAUUUCCGAGAUUUCAUCUUCCCGGUUAUGUGGUUGGAAGAAGGUAUCUCCGAAUUAACACCCGCCAUCCGCCGUUGGAUCUACUUGGCCACCGUAUUUGCACCGAUCAUCAUACCGGUCGCCUCGUAUCUGAUGAUAUUCGGCGGCGCACUUGCCAUUGUCUUCGUCUUCGUGCGCGCAUAUCAGAAUUUCGUGUUCGCACGCGAUCCCACCUUGGAGAUACUCGAGAUGGGUCGACGCUCGCUAAGGCGUGGCAGCAGCUUCAUCGCGCAACAUCAGCACAAGUUCAUGCAUCGCGAAAGUUAUACCCUGCUAAAGACGGUGCCCGGCGACCUGCUGGACGACAAAGAGGACGCGAUACCCAUAAUGACAAACAGUUCAUAGUAUUCCUAAAAAGCACAAAAGAAAUAUGCAAUAAAAAAUGAGCGCGGUUGAGUAUUCAGCCAGACAGAUGAACGCAUCUCACGAGUGAUUGCAAAUUUCGUAUCGAAUUUAGUUUUUAAUUAGUUAGUUGUUCGUUUAAAGCUAAGUAGGUGUAAAUGAUUUAUCUCAAUGUAAAUAUGUGUAUGUGUGAUGAAAUGGCGUAAAAAUCAAAGAGCAACAACAAAAACAUAAAUAUGUGAUCUAAGUUAUUACUUUUGAACGUGUUUGUGUGGGUUACUUUUUUUUAUCGGAUAUUUUCUGUGUGAAAUGUUUGUUGUUGGUGAGCGCGUGUCAGCGGCCUUUAGUGCGUUUUAGCUCUAAUUCUCCAAAAGUAAAGAAGAAAAAAUGUAACAAAAAAUCUAGAAACUAUAAUUUAUAGUUAUAUUAAAUAUUUAUACAUAUAUUUAUGUAUGUAAUAAUAUGGUGUUUAGCUUUCUUCUUCUUCUUCCUAUAUUUGUAAUCGCCUUAUACAAAUUUGUGAAAUUCCAGGGUUAGUGGUAGAUUUAGAUUUCUAACUGUAAGUAUGUACUCAUUUCUAACAAAAUUACACUCAAAUCGAAAACAAAAUCAAUUGAUAGAAUUUGGAUUUUUCAAAUAAAGUCGACAAGAAGUUGGUUAUAGAACUCAAACGAUAAAGCAAAUUAUAAAAACAUAAUUAAAUAAAUAUUAAUUCAU
Messenger RNA from Bactrocera latifrons, 2547 nucleotides. RefSeq names its product lysosome membrane protein 2 (gene dsb). NCBI's taxonomy places the organism in Eukaryota, Metazoa, Arthropoda, Insecta, Diptera, Tephritidae. Gene Ontology annotation, molecular function: scavenger receptor activity. Gene Ontology annotation, cellular component: cytoplasm; membrane. The record is from RefSeq and is a predicted model, not a curated record. The transcript is spliced from 9 exons. The coding region runs from base 1 to 1833 and encodes 610 amino acids.